Molecule: messenger RNA, 2171 nt
Organism: Suillus clintonianus
Lineage: Eukaryota; Fungi; Basidiomycota; Agaricomycetes; Boletales; Suillaceae
Exons: 2
Coding region: 1-2097 (698 amino acids)
Source: RefSeq, a predicted model, not a curated record
AUGGGCACUGCCACUGACUCAUUAGCUAAGCGCGCUUUAGCUCCUAAGGCUAAAACCAUGAAAUUUGCCGAAAUGUACCAGAUAGAUCAAACAAAAAAGCGUCGCUCUUUAUCUUCCGCCGCUCGAACACUCCUUUCUACUAUUGAUGACUCGGAUGCCGCCGCCGCCUUGAUGCCCGCUAUCAGUGCAAAUCAUGUCUCCACCGCAAAAACAACCUCCAAGAAAGCGUUUUAUAAUGCAAAAGAUAAACCAAAGGCGACACCCGUCAGGCCCGUCCGUGUCGCGGACUACGACUCCCAGGAGAUGACGAACGUACCGAAUCCUGUACCAGACACUGGCCUUCCUCCUCCAAGUGGUGAUACAGUAUAUUUCACGCCGCCGCCUAUUACUGCGUCUCCUUCAAUAACCCAUCAAUCCCAGGAAUAUCACGCUCCGGCGGUCAAGUCCAUCAGCGCAACUUCUAUCUCAACCUUUACCCCGUUGCCACCACUACUCUCUCUGCAAUCGACACCAAGCACAGAAAAUGUGCAUGCUAUCGUAAUAACCUCUGCUCCUCCUCGCACGAGUUCAGCUCAGUCCCAGAAUGCUGUCCAAUCGGCGCAAGUACUACAACAUCCCUCUCCUUCGCACCAAAUUUCAAAACCAGCAAUAAUUGCACUCUCUAUUGUUGGUGGUGUCGUAUUACUGGGGGUAUUCAUCGUGAUAAGGCUUUUGAGACGUCCCCGCCGCCGCAAGUGUCCAACACCAUCUCUCCCGAUCCUCCUGGAUGGUGCCUUCCCAGACCACUUCGAGAGUGAAGGAUCCGGAUCCCCGGUUUUUGGAGGCAAGGAGCGAUUCUCGCCCUCACUGAGGAGUGCACGAGGGAACACGGGGCUCUGGACAUGGACUCAGUAUCACUCCGGACUGCCAAAGCCGGCGCCAACUGUCACAGUUACAAAGUCAUCGUCAGGCGACCCCGUGAAAGGAUCAGGCAGUCAAGAGAACUUGCUUGCCGAGAAGAGGGCCUCUUUCGGUGGGCAGGACCAAUACCCUUUCACUGGCCAAGGUAACUUUGGACAAAGAGCCCAGCCGCCUCUGCAGCCUAUCCAGAAUGCAAUCACUCGCGCAGUCUCUCGGCUCUCCACUGUCUCCAUGUCUCUUUACCCAAACUCGCCGGCCAACACUACCUAUGGUGCGAUGAAUGUUGGUGUAGCCAUCGACAGCACAGCACCUCUGACAGGCGACGGACAGACUAUGAUACGAGCAAAGGACAGGGUUGCGGCAGGACGCGCGCGCAAUAGCAUGGUCGCCCCUCCUAACGCCAGAGAUGCCUCUUCGCUGCGGCGCUCUCAGAGCUAUGCUUACGGUGGAAUGGACCUCACCACCCCGGCCUCACCUGGAUCUGGGAGGAGCCCGCAGAACGGGGGCCGUGCGCGCAUCAAAUCAACAUACUACACACCUGGUUCAUAUCCUCGCACCUCCGCAGCUCCUUCAGCAUGGCUAAAAGACCGCGGACAGCAGGACGGCCCCCACUCUGACCGCGCUCAUGAUUUGCAACGUUCUGAGUCUCAUCGAGGCCGUGAAACACAGGCGCUAACCUGUGCUCUUGGGCUCGUAUCGCCUGUCCCGCCAUCCCCUCAUCCAACACUGUACCCGGAUGAUUCCAUGAGUGUAAUUGGAGAAGCAAAGAAGGUCACCGUGACAGGCACGCGAAGCCAAAAGAAGCCAGUUCCAAAAGCUAUGCUCAAUUACGACAAGGCAACUUCGCCCGACUCUGCGGCAUUGGGAAGUUUGAUGAUGGUGGACUUCGCGGCGUCAAAGUCGACUGCGUCGCUGGUAAAUAUACGUCCGUCCGAAGCAGCCAGGGAGGCUCGGGAGGCGCAACCUCAGGGAGGGCAGAGUUCUGGGGGGUCCAGCCAACCGAAGACGAGCAUGAAGAAGAGAGCGGAGGAUAGACCACCGCGUGUCCCAUCACCUCCACCGCUACCGUCGCUUGCACAGAUGGCACUUGCUCACGCGAAUCCAGAAGCGUAUGCUGAGUACCACAGCCCGACAUACAGCAUUUAUGGAUUGUAUGACGCGGACAGGAAAAGUCGCGGAACUUCAUUCGGAUACUGAUUUAGAUGGAUUCGCGCACAAACUAUACAGCAGACGGAUGUGUUGUCACCUACUAUAGUUUUGUAUUGAGGGUG